This is a messenger RNA of Stegodyphus dumicola, 7648 nucleotides long. Its product is annotated as plexin-B-like. Gene Ontology annotation, molecular function: semaphorin receptor activity; protein binding. Gene Ontology annotation, biological process: negative regulation of cell adhesion; regulation of GTPase activity; positive regulation of axonogenesis. NCBI's taxonomy places the organism in Eukaryota, Metazoa, Arthropoda, Arachnida, Araneae, Eresidae. The record is from RefSeq and is a predicted model, not a curated record. Gene Ontology annotation, cellular component: semaphorin receptor complex; plasma membrane.
UGGAAAUAUUCUCAACUUCUGCAAUGAAACAGUCAAGUUAAAUGGGUCAGUGCCAAUUUCAGUCAUGGCUGCCAUAGUGUUUACAAAUACAACACUAACUAGUGUAACAAUGGCAACGACAGGACAGCAUACAGUUGCCUUCGUAGGAACUGGUACUGGUGUACUGAAAAAGUUGCUCAUAACAAAAAGUACAGAGGCGGAAGAAUUUGAAGAAGUAGUGGUAGAUUCUGGUAAUCCGAUAUUAGGAGAUCUUGCUUUGGAUCCAUCUCAACAAUAUAUAUAUGCAGCUUCACCUUACAAGAUAAGCAAAAUACGUAUAGAAGCCUGUCAACAAUACAAUACCUGUGAUAAAUGCCUUCAAGCAAGAAAUCCUUACUGUGGUUGGUGCUCCCUCGAAAGGAGGUGUACAAUCAAAGCUGCCUGUCAGAAUGCUACUUGGUCAUUUAGUGAUCGUAGUUCUCCUCGGUGGUUGUCCUUAGAAACAAAACAAUGCAUAGAUUUUCAAGCUGUGAGACCUGAUCAGCUGCCUUAUAACAGCAUGGCUGUAGUAGAAUUAGUGAUCAAUCAGUUGCCACAGUUGCCAUAUGGUGCCCACUAUCUAUGCGUUUUUGGAGAAAGUGCACCAAUCCAAGCCAGAGUAACACAUAGUGGAUUAGCAUGCAUGACUCCUCUUGUCACUGCAAGACCACCUAUUUUAACAAAUGAAGAUCAUGUUAUUGUGAACCUUGCUGUUCGAUCUAGUGAAACUGAAACAGAUUUCAUUCACCGGCCAUUUGUGUUUUAUGAUUGUGAAGUUCACAAAACAUGUAAAGCUUGUGUAACUAGUACCUGGGCUUGUAGUUGGUGCGUCCAUGAAAAUACUUGUACAAGUAAUGCAACAACUUGUUCUCGUAGAGUCAUUGUUGGAGAAAGUAAUCCUCAAAAUUCACUCAUAAAAGGGAGACAGCAUUGUCCUAGCUUUAAUAUUGAUGAUGAAAUUUUGUUGCCAAAUGGUGUGCGCAAAGAAAUAUCCAUAGGUGUCAAAAACUUAUUAACACCCUUGGAAGGAUUUCAGUGCGUUGUUGAAAUAGAAGGUGCUAAAGAAAGAGUUUUUGCACGAGUGAGAGAUAAUACUGUAAUUUGUGCAGAGAAUAUGUAUUCUUAUGAAGCUGAAAUUGGGCAAGUGCAAGCAUCUUUGACUGUGUUAUGGAAUGGAGACACAUUUAUAGACAAAACUAAUGUAACACUUUACAAAUGUCAUCUUCUGGGAAGCCAUGGUGGCCGUGCAGAUUGUUCAUUAUGUAUGACUAGAGAAAGAAAAUAUCAAUGUGCUUGGUGUGGCACAUCAUGUAGUUACAGUGAAAGCUGUGUAGAUCCGGUAGCUACAUCCUGUCCACCUCCUCAUAUUGACUGGAUACAUCCACUAAGUGGUCCAUUAGAAGGUGGUACUCUUGUGACCAUUGAAGGCAGUAAUUUGGGUUCAAGUGAAGAGGAAAUACAAGAUAAAGUUACUAUAGGUGGCAUUCCUUGUAUUCCUGUAGAAUAUAGUAUCUCAGUCAGAAUUGUUUGCCGCACUGGUGUUAACUUGAGCGGUCCUAUGCCAGCAGUUGUGAUUGUGGGAAAUAGAGCAGGUGUUACAAGAGCUCAAGAAAAGUUUCAUUAUAAGGCUGUUGAACUGACUGGGGUUUAUCCUAAUGUUGGUCCACAGUCUGGAGGUACUAGGUUAUAUCUGAAAGGCUCUAAUUUAAACAUUGGCAGUCAGGUUGAAGUCAUGUUGGAUGAUCUUCCAUGUAGAGUUGAAAGGUCAUUAGCAAGUAGCAGCCAAAUAAGUUGUCGAACAACCCGCUCUCCUGUGCCUUCUUAUGUUGUAUCUCAAUUAAUACUUAGAAUAGAUGGUGCUAAUAUUACUUAUGCCAAUCCUUUUACAUAUACUUCAGAUCCUACACUGCGAUAUAUUCAUCCUUUAAAGAGUUUUAUGAGUGGUGGUCGCUUUGUCAAAGUUAUGGGCACAAAUCUGACUUCAGUUCAGCAACCUAGAAUGGUGGUUUUUAAUGAACAUAACCUGGUUAAUGAAACGGUAUGUCAAGUUACCAAUGCAUCAACCAUGUUGUGCCCUUCUCCAGCUGUUCGUCCAGAUUCUCUGAAGUUACAUUACAAAAGUCAACAUUGGCGCAGCUAUGAUGAAAUGCGUCUCAAAAUAGGUUUUGUCAUGGAUGAUGUACAACCUGUUCGUGAAAUGCAAAACUAUUUUCCCAGUUUGCCUAAUGAGAUAAUUUAUGUUCCUGAUCCUAAAUUUUAUGUUCUUAGUAGUAAAGAUGGUGUUAAACUAUACAAAGGCGAAUCUUUAGUCAUUGAGGGUGAGAAUAUGAGAUUAGCAAGUACUGAAGGUGAAAUAAAUGUAACUAUUGGUACUCGCCCAUGCAACUUGACUUCACUAAGCAUGACACAACUUGUAUGUUUACCGCCUGAAGUACAACCUCCAGGAACUGAUGAAGUUGGAAGACGAACCGAAAACAAUUUACCGAUGGUGGUUGUGCGAGCAGGUACCAAUUUACGUUAUCAAAUUGGUUAUUUGCGUUAUGAAGUUGCAAAAACAUAUGAGUUUCCUCCAGAAGCUAUAGGUGGCAUUGCAGCUGGUGGGGCUAUACUAAUGAUUUUAAGUCUGAUCAUUUUGGCUGCUUUGCGGCAUAAAAGUUCUCAGGCAGAAAGAGAAUACAAAAGAAUACAGUUACAAAUGGAUACUUUGGAAAAUAGUGUACGUUCAGAAUGUAAACAAGCAUUUGCUGAACUGCAGACUGAUAUGUCAGAUUUAAAUAAUGAUAUUCAAGCCACUGGUGUUCCAACAUUAGAUCACAGAACUUUUGUGAUGAAGGUCUUUUUCCCUGGUGUAUCUGAUAAUCCUGUGAUCGAAGAAUGCAAGCAAAUAAAUGGACCACAGAAUAUGUAUGAAAUUGCUAUGGCUCAAUUUGAACAACUUCUGUGCAAUAGAAAUUUUUUGCUAGUGUUUAUCGAGACACUGGAAGAUCAGAAGUCAUUUAGCAUCAGAGACAAAGUGAAUGUAGCAUCACUUCUUAUGAUCAUUUUCUUAGAAAAGAUGGAAUAUGCUACUAGCAUCCUGAAAGAACUUUUACUACGUUUAAUAGACAAGUAUGUUGGAACUAAACAUCCUCAACUUAUGCUUCGCAGGACAGAAUCUGUAGUUGAAAAAAUGUUAACAAAUUGGAUGGCCUUAUGCAUGUACAAUUAUAUCAAGGAUCAAGCUGGUGGCUCUCUAUUUCUACUCUUUAGUGCAAUUAAGCAUCAAGUUGAAAAGGGUCCUGUUGAUGCUAUAACACAUGAUGCAAGAUAUUCAUUAUCUGAAGAACGAUUACUGAGGGAACAGAUAGAAUAUUCUCCUGUGACUAUUCAAGUUAUACAUGAGGAUCAGGAUGAAAAAGUGCAAUGUAAAGUAAAUGACUGUGAUACAAUAAGUCAAGUUAAAGCCAAGAUUUUAGACUCCCUUUACAAAAACACUCCAUUUUCUCAAAGACCUUCCAUAUAUGAUGUAGACCUAGAAUGGAGACAUGGUCGUGGAGGUCACCUUAUUCUCGCUGAUGAAGAUCUCACCACAAAAGUUGUUAAUGGUUGGAAAAGAAUAAACACACUUGCUCACUAUGGCAUUAGAGAAUCUGCUGUCAUGUGUUUAGUUGCAAGAAGAAAGGAGAUGUUGAAUUGUCUUCGUUCAGCAUUUAAUGGACCUUUAAUUUCUGGUUCACCUCAAUUAGGCAACUGUAUAGAAGAUGGACCUAGAGUUCGCUAUUGGCAUCUAGUCAAAAAUAUUGAUGACCAUCAUGAUUUUCAUAAAGACCAUAGUCAUAAAGCAAUACCUGAGAUAUUUUUAACCCGCCUUUUAUCGACAAAGGGCACAAUUCAGAAGUUUGUGGAUGAUUUUCUUACUACAAUUUUGUCUGCUAAAGAAUCUUUACCUCCUGCGGUUAAAUGGUUAUUUGACCUCUUUGAUGAAGCUGCUGCUCGGUAUGGAAUUUCAGAUCCUGAAGUUGUUCAUGCGUGGAAAAGUAACAGUCUUCCUCUUAGAUUUUGGGUAAAUUUGGUAAAGAAUCCAGAUUUUGUGUUUGAUGUGGAAAAGACACCUAUAGUCGAUUCUUGCCUGUCAGUAAUUGCUCAAACAUUUAUGGAUUCUUGUUCUACUUCAGAACAUAGAUUAGGCAAGGAUUCUCCAUCCAACAAACUCCUUUUUGCCAGAGAUAUUCCUACAUAUAGAAAAAUGGUAAAUAGGUUCUAUCAAGAUGUAGCCAAUUUACCACCUGUUACAGAACAAGAGAUGUGUGUAUCUCUGCAAAUGCUUUCAAUGGCUCAUUCAGGUGAAGUUGACAGUGUAAAUGCCUUAAAAGAGUUGUACAUAUAUGUUUCAAGAUAUGGUAAUCAAAUUUUGGAAGCUUUAGAUUCAGAUCCUCUGUGCAUGUCUCAGCAUCUGGCUCGUAAACUGGACACUGUAGCUUACACAAUAGGUGGAGGUGAAGCAUCGUUAUGUUGAAUAUGCUAUAUUUUGUGCGAAAAGUGCUUCUCCAUUCCUAUGCAUUUCAGUUCGAAAUGCACUUUGUGGUAAAACUGUUACAAUCAUACAUUUGAACUGCUAUAGCAAAUAUGUUUGAAUUUCCAUUGCAAGGAAUGCUUGAAAGAAAAUAUUCAGUUGUCCCUUGCAUCUUGUGAUCAAGCCAUUUUAUAUGACUGAUGAACGACUUCAGCGUCAGUGAUGUGUGCCGUGUGUGUAUUAUAUGUAUAUGCAUAUAUAAAAUAUUAUGUAUAGUUUUUGCUCCUCUAACUGUUAUUUUUUUUUUUUUUUAUUUUGAACUUCAACAUUGAGACUCAGUUUACAGUAGUACUCACUGUUUGCAUGAUCAGUGUUUAGUCACGGCAGAAGAGCAUUCUCUCACAAAUCUUCGAUGACUAUAAGCUCUCAUUUAAAUGUACCAUUUCUACAAUAACACUCCGUGCCACCUCCUCUGCCAAUGCACAUUGAAAACCCUUUAUAUAAGAAGCAGUCUUUUGAAACAGCAAUCAUUAUUCAUUUGAUAUAAGUGAUUUAUUUGUUUUAAUUUUGAUGCCUUCUGUCAAAUCAUGAUCGUGUAAGCUGUAAUUUCAGUCACUCAUUAUAUACAAGUACUGUCUCAUGAGAAAUCUGUUGCCAAGGAAACAACUUCUAAAUACUUAAGAAAGCUGUUGUGGAAAAGUACUUAAUAUGAAAACUUGACUCAAGAAAAAUUUGAGCUAAUGAGGCAAGGAAAGUUACGAAUUAUGACAUGCUACAAAAUUAAUGAAACUUUUUGUAAUUGCAUGUUUUUGAGAAUAUCUUUUUGGAUCACAAUCACCAGUCUUUUUACAAUAUAGUGCAUUACAACCUUAAUGACAUUUAAGUUAUUAACCUAACAAUGUGUUCUUCCAUGUGUGUACUUGAAAAGUUUUGUUUAUCUUUCAUAUAUGUAUAACUUUGGUCUUGUCUACAGAAAUCAUACAAAGAGUAAGUUAAUACUUUGUUAUUGGCCAGUUAGUGCAUCUGGACAAUGGAAUGCCUCUCUCAGUUUUAAAAUGUAAACCCAAACAAGCCUGAGGCUCUUAAGUGAUCAUUUUAAAAAUCCUUUAGCAAUUUAUUGUAUUUGUAAAGGGAAGCUAAAGAGAAGAUUAAAUUAUUUAUUUUCAUGAGGCUUUCUCCUAGCGGUCAGUCAUCUUUAAUUCUAGCUGCAUUUACCUUUUCAUUUUAUGCCUUCUUCAAAUAAUUUUGGUAAACCAGAAAGCUUGUUGCAUAAUGAAAACGUUUAUUUACUUCUUUUUAAAGUAACAUAUGAAAGGGAAUAUAAUUGUCUCUUCUGUUCUGAUACUGAAGAGUGAUUCAAAACUUUUUCAGAAUUCUAUAACAAUGAAACCAACAGAUGAAUUAUUGUUGAACUAGUGAAAUGAACUGAUAAAGUGCUCUUUUAUAUAUUUUAUUCAAGCAAACCUAUUUGUAAGCUGUUUGUGUUACAUAUUUUUCUGCAGAAUUUAACUAUCACUGUGUGAAUAUUGUCUGGCUGGUAUUAGUUCUAUAUUAGAAGAAAAAAACAAACAGAUACUUCCAGAACAUUACACUUUAGUUCUGCAAAUGUAAAUGAAUGUAAAUAGAAUGCUGAUCUAUCAAAAAGUGUGAAAAGUUGAUUAUUUAUUAUUUUAUUUCAAAACACAUUAGCCUACGGCAUUUCAGUAAGGGAUUUCGAAAAGUAUGUUUACCUUUUUCAACUGCAGAAAUUCAUAACUCAUUGUGCAUUAAAAUUUGAAAGAUUUAUUUCUAGAAAUUAGUUUUGUUAAAAUAUGCAUAUUUUACUGAAUAAUAAUAUCUGUAAAUAAUAUAUGCAAGAAAAGAAUACUUCACACAAUACUGUAGAUUUUGCAUCUUUUGUGCAGAUCAAACAAUUUGGGGGAAAAAAUUCAGAUCUGCUGAGAUGUUUAACCUUUCAAAUUACCAAGGAAAUACUAUAUAGUAUCAGGUAUAACUUUUCUUUACCAUCUAAAUUUAUUUCAAUUGCACAUUUCUAGAAUUUACAAGUGUGUAUGAUAUCAUGAAAAGUAAAGUUGAAUUGCCUUUUAAAUCCACAAUGAAACACCAUACAGUUUUUUAGUAUAUUAAAAAUUAUGUUGCAAAGCAGUUUGUAAUUUAAACUUGUUUUCUUUGUGUUAUUUCAUUCAUUUCUCAAUUUAAUUGGAAGCGUCUCUCAUAUUUGAGUAUACCUAUAAAUGUUAAUUUUGCAGAUGUGUGAGGUUUAGAAAAAUUAUUUAACUUCCACAGUUGCACAUUACCUAUGCAUUUGGAAGGUAAUAAAUAAGGAAACCAUCUUUUAAAAAGCAGAAAGUAAGUUUUAUAAAAGGCAUCACCUUUCCUUUCUAACCUGUGCAUACAAAAAAAAUUUAAUUUGAUUAUUUUUUAAAUAAAGAUAUAAUAUAUUUCACUGCUUUAUCAGUGUGUGAGCAGUUUUUUGCUCUAACAAAACAGGGUUAUUCUUAGUAUUACUGUAGCAUAAUUUUGCUUUACAAUGAAUUAAACUAGUAAUGGUAGAAGACAGGAGUUUUUCAUUAAAAUUUUUCUGUAGUUUAUGCCUGUGCAAAUCAAAUACCCUAUCAAAACAGUUCAAGAUACAUUUAGAGUUUACAUAUUAAAAUGUAGUUUAAAUUCUCAUUUAGUUAAUAUUAAAUAUUUUUUUAAUGAUUUAAAAUUAUCCUUCCUUCCUAUUUUGGAGGGAAGAAGUAAACUUCUUGUGAAUUUUUUUCAACAUUAAAAAUAUGUGCACCGAAUUUCUUAUAUAAUGAAGCAUGGAUAACAUUUAAAAGCAUUAGAAACAUUAAAAGGGUUAUUUUCAUUAAAUGGAAAAGAACUGCAGAAUUUAAAAUUUAUUUAUUUCUACGUGCAUAUAUCUACAUGGAAAAUAACUGCUCUUCUACCAAAAUUUUAAUGUAUAAUUUGUACGUUUCAACAUGUAUCUAUUUACUAAGAAAUAAAAUGGCUAUCAUUUUUUCUGUGGACAUGUGCUGAGAACCUGGUUACCCAGCUCAUUUGCUGGAAAGUAUUUUUUUACACUACCCACUGUUUUUGUCCUUUGAAUUGUGGGAUGAUGCCAAUAAAUUUUAACAUAAUACAGAAAUA